Wickerhamiella sorbophila is the source of this 2655-nucleotide messenger RNA. RefSeq lists its product as hypothetical. Gene Ontology annotation, molecular function: ubiquitin protein ligase activity. Gene Ontology annotation, biological process: ubiquitin-dependent protein catabolic process; protein polyubiquitination. The coding region runs from base 1 to 2655 and encodes 884 amino acids. The transcript has a single exon. The record is from RefSeq and is a predicted model, not a curated record. Lineage: Eukaryota; Fungi; Ascomycota; Dipodascomycetes; Dipodascales; Trichomonascaceae.
AUGAUCUUCACUGGGCAACAUAGACGAAGCCGGCAGAUCAAUUUAGGCAAUAGACAGCAAUUAAAUCGUGAGGAUGCACUCAGGAAGGCCGAGACUGAGCGGCAACAGCGCUUGGAGACUCGUCGGAAAACAGAGGCGGCUCGCCGGCUAGUGGCGGCCUGGCGAGCGAAAAAGGCUCGUGUCGAGCACCAGCGGCGCUUGCGAACUGCGUAUUUGACAAGUGGGGUUAGUGCCAUUUCCCUGGCAGGAAUUGAGCUCGAUUUUGCCUUUUUGAUCCCAAGUUUGUUUGAGCUGCCUCGUGAUCAAGCAGCGGCAUGCCUCAAAGUUCUUGUGGACAACCAAACGCGAUUCUCAGAUACCCUGCUCGUAUCGUUUUGCUCGAUUUGGAAAUAUAGGCCUCUCCAGCACGACCUUGUUGCGUUGACUGCGCAAAGCAUCGUAAGCUUCCCCCCAAAUCACACGCUUCCCUUCUCUCUGUUUCCCGCCCUCGCAGGGAUGCUAGUCCAAGAAAAUACUCUACCAGUGCCACUUUUGAAAACGCUAGAGCUUGUAAUUUUAGCACAUCCUCUACAAGUGGUGAAGGAGCUCUUGAAAAAUCCAUUGCUCGUUGAAGCAUUCACUGACGAGAUGCUGGCUCCGCUGAUCAAACUAGAGCGACUACCAGAUCUUGAAUCUCCUAUUAACGCAUUGCCAUUGACGUUAAGGCUACUCAAAAACCCUCAAGAGUCUUUUCCUCUUGUUGCUCUUGUGAUUGAUCUUGUUCCGUCGGGGGAGCUGGAUUGUGAACAUCAAUUCAAGCUGGCUCAGUUUUGCUCACACGAACUUGUCGAAACUUUGGUUCGCAUUUUGCCCCCUAUGCCACUAGCAAAGUUGUUUUUGAAGCUUUUCGAGCUUGUUCCAGACUCCAAAAGCAACCUUUUAUUGCAUCUCACACUUGCCGCAACCCCCUCUCCUGUGCAUUCAUUAUGGGAAGCCUUUCAACAAACAAAAGUCUACGCGAAUCUUGUUUCGGACCCUAAAAAGGUAUAUGAGGAUGAGGAUGCUUGGAAACUGCUCCAGCUGGCGAUGGAACUAUACUCGUAUUGGUCAAUCAUCGCCAUGGACGUUGAUAUGUUCAAUUCGGCCCGGGGCUUCACAAAAGAACAAAUCGGUGAUGUGGCAACCGUCUUGAGAAAUGCCGCGUUUUCAACACUUUGGAACGAAUCUCAUAUUCCUGCCAAGCCGAUUCUUUUCACAACUCUCCGUCAAUUGUACACGAAGGAUACUCGACGACGUUUCAUGCCUGAAAACUUCUGGUUAAUGGAGAAAUAUAUUGACGCAAACUUCAGUGCUAGUGCUAGGCACUUGGACAGUAUUUAUUUUGACACAAACUUUGGUCUUUCCAACGCUCUCGAGCGCAUUCUACAGCAGGCACCGUUCUUUAUUCGCUUUCGUACGCGCGCAGAGCUCUUUGUUCAGUUCACUGAACGAGAUAAAGCCACAAAUACACCAUUGGGAGGCGAUCUAUACAAUCGUGAAGUGUCCGAGAUUCGUCGUGAAGCUUUGACUGAAGAUGCCGAAAGAGUGUUUGCGGCGCUCGGACCCAAUUUGCGAAACCUUAGAGUUCAGCUUGUUUCAAAUGGCGAACCGGAAGCUGGAAUAGAUGGAGGAGGGCUCACAAAAGAGGUUCUCAUGUCAAUUACUGACGAGAUGUUCAAGAAUCCAACAUCGGCUCGACCGUUGUUUGUGACGAACGAAAGCCAUCUCUUGUUUCCAAACCCGAUAAACAGCACGCCAGGAAGAGAAUCUGCAGAAGCUCUCAAGCGCUACAGGUUUUUGGGCCAGGUGAUUGCCAAGUGUUUGUAUGAGGGGGUGUUACUGGAUGUCGAGUUUUCCCGCUUUUUCUUACAAAAAUGGGCCGGAGACACGGCCGUCAAGAACUCAUUCGACGACCUCUACUACCUUGAUCCUGAGCUCUAUUCUUCGCUGGUUGCACUCUAUAACUAUGAGGGUGAUGUCGAAGAGUUGAGUCUCGAUUUUACAACUGCAAACUCUGGAGGUAGCUCAAUCAACCUCAGACCUAACGGUGCAUCAAUCGCUGUUACAAAUGCAAAUCGUCUGGAAUACAUACAUGCGAUUGCAAAUUACCGCCUUAAUACAUCUAUUGCAUCACAAACAAGAGCUUUUUUGAAUGGUAUGGUUGAUCUCAUUCCACUUCACUGGUUACGGAUGUUCAAUCCGCAUGAAAUCCAGACUUUGAUCUCAGGCGGAACCACUUCCGUUGACAUUGAUGAUUUGGAACGCAACACUAUAGUCAACGGUUUUCCUGCCAAUUCCCAAACUAUCAAGAACUUUUGGAAAGUCGUGCGUGAAAUGACACCUGAGCAACAGCACAAGUUGCUACAGUUUGUUACAUCUGUUCCAAAGGGCCCACUGCUUGGAUUCAGUAACUUGAGCCCUAAGUUCGGAAUUAGAUGCGCGACAACGGGGCCUAGUCCAGUUUUUGAUUUUUAUGGAAAUAACCAGGACAACGGGGUAGUUCGGGACGAUGGCCGCUUACCCACUGCAUCGACUUGUGUGAAUCUUCUAAAACUUCCAGACUAUUCCUCUAUUGAUAUACUCCGGGAAAAACUUCUCUUUGUUAUUGAAUCCAACGCGGGCUUUGAUCUUUCGUAA